AGGGAGUCGCCACUGUGGCUCCUAUUCGAAGGCGACGGCGGUCGUCUGUAUUUCUGCUCUAAUCUCAUCUGAAAAGCUAAAUUACACCAAUUAGACAGUGAAUUUAAUUCACUUUCAUGUUUGGUUUAUUCCCAGUUCUUCUCAGUCGAGCUCUCGGCGGGGCCCUGGAAUGACGGCGUGUGCGGAGAAUUUGAAUUAGCUCGCAGUUAGUUUGAAGAAAGAGUGAGUUGGGGCAGAGACGUAGAGAGAAGCCAUUUUGUCCCGACUGUGUGGGAGAAAAGAGAGUGGAAAAGAGGAAUCACACGGGAGGAGAUACCAUUUUUUUGCCUUUUGUUCUCAUGUUGUAAGAGAAGAUACAGUUCGGGAUAUAUCAACUUCUUGGACACGUCUUUGGGUUCCUUAUUUGGGUGAUAUUUUAGCCUACUACUAGCUCGCCAAAGCUAAUCAACAAAUCCCAGAUUGUUAACUGUUAACAGCCAGGAGGGCUGGAGCGGGUUGGUCAAGUUGGCCACGGAGCUGGAAUUAGACUUCACGUAGCCGUGCUAGUUUUUCCUUUGUUUCUUUUUGUAUCUGGGUGAACACAUACUUAUUUUUCAAUGGCGAAAAAGACGUACGACUUGCUGUUCAAGCUGCUGCUGAUCGGCGACUCGGGUGUGGGGAAGACCUGCGUGCUGUUCCGCUUCUCUGACGACGCCUUCAACACAACCUUCAUCUCUACCAUAGGAAUAGACUUCAAGAUUAAAACUGUUGAAUUACAAGGAAAGAAGAUCAAACUACAGAUUUGGGACACAGCAGGCCAGGAACGGUUCCACACCAUCACCACCUCGUACUACAGAGGCGCUAUGGGCAUCAUGCUGGUCUAUGACAUCACUAACGCCAAGAGCUUCGAAAACAUCAGCAAAUGGCUGCGCAACAUUGAUGAGCAUGCAAAUGAAGAUGUUGAGAGAAUGCUGCUAGGCAACAAGUGUGACAUGGAGGACAAGAGGGUUGUACCGAAAGCCAAGGGAGAGCAGAUUGCAAGGGAGCAUGGCAUUAGGUUUUUUGAGACGAGCGCUAAGGCCAACAUCAACAUCGAGAAGGCUUUCCUCACGUUAGCAGAAGACAUCCUCAGAAAGACGCCUGUAAAAGAGCCCAACAGUGAAAAUGUGGACAUCAGCAGUGGAGGUGGAGUAACAGGCUGGAAGAGCAAGUGCUGCAGCUGAACAACAACAACUCAGUUUCACCCACACUAACGCGCACACACACACACACACACACACACACACACCUUCUCUCUCACACACACAAUCUCUCUAACUGCUAACUCUAACCGUCUCGCCCUCUUAACCUGUCUCAUGAGUUUUCUCUCACACCACCAUUUUGUCUCUUGAUCAGAAUAAAACAAUAAACCACUUCACUCGCCCCACCCACCCCGUUCUUCUCCACCUCAUGUUCCUCCACCGUGCAUCUGAUGAUCAUUUUUAUUUCUGAUAAAAGGAGAAAUACAGUCACGUUUCUUGUCAUUUGUUUUAAAUUAUCUCAUAUUUUUAAUAUUUCCUUUUUUUUUUUUUUUUUUUUGCCUGAGCUCCCUUCCUCCUGUCCCAUCGCCACUGCCCACCCACAGCUCUCACCUUCAGAGGAACUCAAAGUAAAACUAAACAAAAAGAAAAAAAAAAUCAGGCAAAAAAAAAAAAAAUUAUAAAAAAUGAAAAUAUAUAAAUAGGAAAAACAUUUUGUACACUUUAGUGGGCUUUCUGUCAUCUUACCGUAUUUGUUGAUUUACACUUCUUUACCAAGUGACAGAGGCGUGGCUAGCUCCUUUUGUAUGUGGGAGUUUAUUUUGUCCUGUGCCUUAUAUGGAAGACAGGGGCGGGGCUUUGUGGUGGGUGGAGCCACAUCUACCCAAUGAAAUUACAGCUCAAUAAUCUGUCAGUUACAAAGAAGCCGAACUGAAUCGAACUAAAGCGUUUGAAUUUCUCCUUCAGCCAAGAGAACGGCAUUAUAUAAUAUGUCCUGUUUAUUGAUAUUUUAUUUUUAUCUGUAUUGAUUAUUUUACUUUAUAUUUGAGUUUGUUUUUUCUUUCUAUUUUUUCCCCUAUUUUUCUUUUUUUUUGCAUGCAGGUUUCUUUGGGUUGGAGACGUUUCUGUAACAUUGUGUAACGUUUGCCACUGGGUAACUGUGGGCGGGAGGUACAUGAGUUCUCUUUGGAAAUUCAAACAGUUUUGCAGAUCCAUUAAAAAAAUAAGCUUGUUUAAGUAAA
Xiphophorus maculatus (southern platyfish) is the source of this 2239-nucleotide messenger RNA. It is a transcript of the gene rab10, whose product is annotated as RAB10, member RAS oncogene family. Bases 597 to 1202 code for a protein of 201 amino acids. The transcript has 6 exons. Gene Ontology annotation, molecular function: GTPase activity; GTP binding. Gene Ontology annotation, cellular component: Golgi apparatus; insulin-responsive compartment; recycling endosome. The record is from RefSeq and is a predicted model, not a curated record. NCBI's taxonomy places the organism in Eukaryota, Metazoa, Chordata, Actinopteri, Cyprinodontiformes, Poeciliidae. Gene Ontology annotation, biological process: cellular response to insulin stimulus.